Messenger RNA from Plasmodium vivax (malaria parasite P. vivax), 958 nucleotides. RefSeq lists its product as hypothetical. Bases 378 to 749 code for a protein of 123 amino acids. The transcript has 2 exons. NCBI's taxonomy places the organism in Eukaryota, Apicomplexa, Aconoidasida, Haemosporida, Plasmodiidae. The record is from RefSeq and is a predicted model, not a curated record. Gene Ontology annotation, molecular function: peptidyl-tRNA hydrolase activity.
GAGGCAAAAUUUUCGGGGAUAGAAAUCGCCUGACUUGUUCAGAUUUUAUUUCGUCCCCACGUAAACUGCAUAAACUGCAUAAACGUGUUAACAAAAGAGAAGCAGUUCCACCUUCGAUUGCUCUCCUUCUGUAGCUGCCUACGCGAAGAGAAGUCCUUUCCCCCCCCAUUUCUACGUGUUUGCAAUUCACCUGUUAAGUGGGGCCACUCACAAAAAAGGUAUCAUCCGGGCAGUAAGGCAAAGUUCGUGUUUGGCCAGUACGCACAUUCCAGGUCAGGCCCACUCUGCUGGCACUUUGCUCAUUUGACGCCUCUGCCAUCCCAAAGGCAUAAAAAAAAAAGGAAACCAAAACGAAAGCAAACUUUGCGAAGAGCCCAAUGCAGGAAAACCCAAUCGUGCAGUACAUUUUGGUUAACAAGGAAAUUUUGGAUAAGAAAUGGCCGCUGGGGUCUGUCAUAGCCCAGGCAUGUCAUGCGUGCGUCGCCGUCAUUGCCGAAAAUCAGGAAGACCAAGUGGUGAAGGAGUACCUCUGCGCGGAAAAAAUAAACAACAUGCACAAGGUCAUCCUACGGAUCGAAGAUACAAAUGAAAUAAAAAAUCUUUCCAACAUUUUAGAGGGCGCAUCUUUGAAGUACAAAAUUUGGACGGAGUUCCCGGAAAACAUACAAACAGCUGUGGCGUUGAAGCCGUAUUAUAAGGACACGGUCAAGGAGUAUUUGAAGAAAUAUCCGUUGCUAAGGAAGUUGUGAUGUGUGAAGAGGACUUCUUCGGGGGAGACAUAUCCGAGUUGCGCUCCCCCCAAUACUUCUUUGAACGUGCUAACUGUGCAUUUUUUUUUUUUUUUUUUUCUUUUCUGCGACGGGAGAAACAACCUCGAAGGGUUGACUCCCAAUUGUGAAGAAUUUUGAAGUUUAUUCCAGCGAUGGUAAUGGCUUCUAGUGAAGCCUUAAAAAUUUGC